Molecule: messenger RNA, 923 nt
Organism: Xiphias gladius (swordfish)
Lineage: Eukaryota; Metazoa; Chordata; Actinopteri; Istiophoriformes; Xiphiidae
Product: myeloid-associated differentiation marker-like protein 2
Exons: 1
Coding region: 1-912 (303 amino acids)
Cellular component (GO): membrane
Source: RefSeq, a predicted model, not a curated record
AUGGAUCCUCAUGGAGGACACUACCUCAAUAAAGAAGCUGUGUUGUCACCUUUGGGUGCAGCCCGAAUGUGCCAACUGCUACUUGGCUGCACCAUAAUGGCCCUUGUGUCCCACAGUGCAGGCUACAGUGCCACCUAUGGAACCUUCUGCAUGUUUGUGUGGUGCUUCUGCUUUGCUGUGACACUGGUCGUGUUCACCUUGGACAUUACACGGCUCCACGCGUGCAUGCCCAUUUCCUGGGAUAACUUCACUGUGGCCUUCGCUAUGCUGGCAACUCUCAUGUACAUCACCGCCUCAGUUGUCUACCCAGUUUACUUCCUCCAGACAGAGUGCCCCGAUGAAAGCUGUGAGGUCCAGAUCUAUCGCAUCGCUGUCACUGUCUGCUCCAGCGUCUGCUGCUUCCCCUACGGAGCCGAGGUGUUCCUAACUCGAGCCAAACCAGGGGCUGUGGUGGGUUAUAUGGCCACUGUGUCUGGUCUACUCAAAGUGGUCCAGGGUUUUGUGGCCUGCAUCAUUUUCGGGGCCCUGGCCAAUGACAGUGAGUACAACCAGUACAUUGCUACCCAGUACUGUGUCGUGGUGUACAGCCUGUGCUUCUCUGUGACUGUGAUAGUGGUCAUACUGACAGUUUCUGGAAGGACCUCAGCCCUGCGGUUCCCCUUUGACCGAUUUGUAGUUGUCUACACCUUCUUUGCUGUGAUCCUCUACCUCAGUAGUGCUCUGAUCUGGCCCAUCUUCAGCUUUGAUAAGAAAUACGGCACCACUACUCGUCCUGAGGACUGCCCACGUGGAGAAUGUCCCUGGGACAGUAAGCUGGUGGUGGCAGUGUUCACCAAUGUCAACCUAAUCUUAUAUUUUGUCGAUCUCGUUUACUCCCAGAGGAUUCGGUUUGUCUCCAGCUCUGCUGUCUGAAAAAUGUUACC